This is a messenger RNA of Fonticula alba, 606 nucleotides long. RefSeq lists its product as hypothetical. The transcript is spliced from 2 exons. The record is from RefSeq and is a predicted model, not a curated record. Bases 137 to 535 code for a protein of 132 amino acids. NCBI's taxonomy places the organism in Eukaryota, Rotosphaerida, Fonticulaceae.
CCGCCGCCGCCGCCGCCGCCGCACCCUUCAGUGCCUCGUUCGCCGGCCUCCCACACCGGCCCCUUCCUGCAUCACACACACACAAGCACCCGAUCGCCCGAUCGCCCGAUCGCCCCGCGCCGCGCCUCUCCCAGCCAUGAUGGACCGCUUGACCGGGCUCAGCUCGUCGCAGGCCGGCGGUCUGGUGCUUGUGGCCCUCCUGUGGGGCUCAACCACGCCGCUCAUGCGCCGCGCCUCGGCGCUGGGCCCGGAUGCCCGCCCGCACAAGCACCAGCCCCGGGGCGUGGCCGCGGCCGCCCAGUCGCUGGUCCGGUACCUGCCGAUCGGGGUGAAUCUUUCCGGAUCGGCGCUCUUUGCGCGGCUCCUGCGCGACACGCCGGCCAGCCAGGCCGGCCUGAUCGCCAACUCCCUGGCCCUGGUGGUGACCACCUGCGUGGCCCGGCUCCUCGGCGAGCGGGAGGCCGACCGCCGGCUCGUCAACAUCGGAAUGCUCCUCGUGAUCGUCGGCGUGGCGAUCUGCAUGACCAGCAUCUAGGCGCGCGCGCGCGCGCGAGAGAACGUCCCCACACAUAUUGGCACACGCAUAAUACACACACACCGCAUGCA